AUGGGUGAAGACCCUACGAAGCAUAACCAAAGUCUUCAUUGUCAGUACCACCAAGACCGAGGACAUAAUAUAGAAGAAUGUAGGACUCUACAGGAUCAUUUGGAGCAAUUGGUCAAGGUUGGGAAACAAAAACAAUUCUUUUAUGAACCCAAUGGACAAGGGAGUCAGGCAGGGUCGGCACAUAAGAAGGAUGCUUCUUCAAGACCACCUUUGGGCACAAUCAAUGUUAUUCUAGCUGCCCCAGGCAAGACUAGUUCCUAUCCAUCUAGGGUGAUGUCUAUACCUCGGUCAUAUGUAAAGGACCUAAUCCCUGAUCCUAAGAGGGGUAGAAUGGAACUAAGACCAGCUCUAAGCUUUUUUGAUGAAGAUAAAAUUGGAGGAUACGAUGUGAAGAGGGUUUUGGUAGAUCAAGGCAACGGUGCAGAGGUCAUGUACCCUGAUUUGUACAAAUGGCUCAAGCUGAAACUCGAGGACCUAGCUUAUUAUGACUCUCUUCUGGUGGGGUUUGAUGGGAAGAUAGUCAUCCCAAGGGGCCAGAUUAGACUACCUGUUCAAGUAGAGUUGAAGGUCGUGGAACUGGAAUUUAUUGUGGUAGAUACAUAUUCCCCCUACACAACUAUUGUGGCGAGGCCUUAG
Molecule: messenger RNA, 636 nt
Organism: Quercus lobata
Lineage: Eukaryota; Viridiplantae; Streptophyta; Magnoliopsida; Fagales; Fagaceae
Exons: 2
Coding region: 1-636 (211 amino acids)
Source: RefSeq, a predicted model, not a curated record